AUGAGGGCAUCGGCGCUUUCUUCGCCCGGCGAGCUCAACAGUCCGCUGCGGGAGCCUCUUCAACGGCGGCGAGAGCUUCUUCCAGGCAAGCUUCUUCCAGGUGGCGAAGGCUUCAGCCGGAGAUCAGCGAAGAGCGAUGUGAAGUCGUUGCUGAAGGAGAGAGAACUGAAAUCCUAUGGCAAUAUAAUCCCCGCCCAUUUCGUGCGCUUUGUCGCCUGUUUUGUUAAAGAGCUACUACUUUCUCCUGCUCACACUAAUAACUGUCCCUCUUCAGCUGCUACUCCAACAACAACAACAACAACAACAACAACAACAACAAAACUGCCCUCUGCUUCAAAUUCUUCUUCAGAUCCUACUUCAUCUGAUCCAGGUUCUUCAGACUCUCACAUAGUGCCGAUCUCAGCUGCUUCUGCUGGAUUUCUGUUGAUUGUGGCUGCACUUGUGAUCUUCUUCAUCUACAGGAAACACAGAAAAACAGACCAGCAGGUUGAGGCCCGUGAGGAAGAGGUAACCUACGCUGACACGACAUUCGUCAAAAGAAAGGCACCGAGUGUUAAACAGGAGGAAGAUGUUGUGUACGCAGGUAUCGUUACCAGAAGAUAAUCAAAUUCUGUGCUAAGUUUCCUCAUUAAUGAUCUUCUGUUCAUAGUUAACAGGUUUACAUGCACACUAGAAAGCCACUAGAAGACAUGACUAGUAACAAUAGUUUGAAGGUUUGGCAACCAUUUCAAGAACAUAACACAAAACUGCAAAAACCCUAUACCAAUUUCUUAAGUGCAUGUAAACUCUGAACAACAUUUUUACCUGUUCAUUUUUUUUGUAUAUAUGUGUGUUGUGUUAGAUUAUUUUUGUUGAGUCAUUUUUUAAUGAUAAUGAUUGCUUAAUGAGUUUUUCAGUUAUACUAAAUGUCAAAAGGUCAAACAUAAUCACAUGCAGAAAAAGUUUAGCAUCAUGGGGCACUAAAAGUAAAUUGAGCUCCUGUACAUCAUUUGAAUUCUGGCCAAAAGCGCAAUGUUUCAUAAGCUAUGUUUCCAUUUAAAGUUGUGAAUUUAACUUGUGUGUAAAAUUAGAAUAUUUCAUAAAACAUUUGUAAAUAAAUCACUGUUUCCAUACCAUGUGUUUAAGAGAAUAAAAUCCUUCCUGGGAAA
Messenger RNA from Megalobrama amblycephala (Wuchang bream), 1148 nucleotides. RefSeq lists its product as uncharacterized. The coding region runs from base 1 to 603 and encodes 200 amino acids. The transcript has 4 exons. Lineage: Eukaryota; Metazoa; Chordata; Actinopteri; Cypriniformes; Xenocyprididae. The record is from RefSeq and is a predicted model, not a curated record.